AUGGCAGAUGCGAAGAAAUGGUCUGUAACCUACACAAAGCACAUCAAGCAGAAGCGUAAAGUCUAUCAGGACGGUUUCCUAGAGCUUCACUCGUCAAGCCACAAGGUCUUGCUAUAUGAUGAUUGUGAAAAACUAUUAGAAAGCAGGUUUGUGAAGAAAGAGGAUGUUAUCAGAUCCGGUGAAACACUGGAAUUCGAUGCUUAUCAAGUCGACAUUGGGGAUUCUCAUGGAGAUCACAAAUCUAUACCUAAUUUGAAUUUCCAAGGAAGAGAUAAAAAGGUUAUGGAGAAAUCUGGAAAUUUACAUGGCCAAAAGUUCAGGAAUAACCCAAUUUCUGUUGAAAAUAAGAAUGCUAAUUCAGGGAAGAAUAAAGCACCAUCAAGUAAUCUGAGUCCAUCACAAAAAAUCAUCAGAGGUUACUUUGAUCACAUUCAACAUCUCUUCAUCUUCAUUUGCAAAGUGAAACAAGUCUUGUACACAAAACAAAUAACUCAGAAGGCCAAGAAGUUUCACGAUGGUUUCCUAAGGCUUGCAAAUUGUGGAUCGUCAGGGAGGCAGGGGAUUAUCAGGAAUGACAUGUUUGCAUGGCUUGUUGAUAGCCACGUCGUUGGGCCCUUCAGUACUACCGGUGGCAUUAUGAUCAUGCUGUACGAUGCAACCAGGACACUCUUAGAUAGCAGGUUUCUUAAAAAGGAUGAAAUAAUCAGGUCUGGUGAAUCAUUAGCAUUUGAUGCUCACUUGGUGGACAUUGGAGAGACUGAAGAGAUCCAUAAAGCUCCAAUGGGCUUGAAAGCUCCUGAAAGAAACUGCAGGGUAGUUGGAAAUAGAGGAACACUGCAUGAACAAGAAGACGAGGCCCACAAUGGCUCUCCUGUUGUUGGUACGUUUGUCUCUACAUAUCUAGCUAUUGUUACUCUAUUGACUGAAGAUGGGAACAUUUUGAGCCGCAAAUUCCUCAAGUUAUUAGAAGAUGUGACUACUGGAAGUGCAUUAAAACUGCCAAAUUAUUUGGUGGAGGUUCCUGAACUUCCCUUCUGUGAAUGUUUUAACUCGGAUGUUUUAGGAGAGUCUCUGAAGAAUGCUUCCCCUUUAAAACAUGUGGAUUCAAACUUUAGAAGCUACGGGACUGACAAAAUCAAAUUUAGUAGAAGAGUACCUGCAAAGCAGCCUUUUCGAGAUGUGCAUGAAAUUUUGUCCAUUCUCAAGAAACCCAUUAUUCAGGAGCGUUUUGGCAACAUGGAGAGGGCAUCUCUAGAGAAGCGCCAUGCUUCACAAUCUUCAGGUUUUUUUCAUUCUGAAAUUCAGAAUCAGGUAGAGGAACAAACUGUGCAGGACUUCUAUCAUAAGAGAAGUGCCACAGAGGACUGUGAUAAAGAAUUUACUGCUACGCACAACUACAGUGGUGAGAUUUCAAAAUCCAAAGCUGUUGACAAUGAUCCUUCGAUUGAGAUCAGCGAGUCAGCAGAUUCUAACAACAGAGGAGACUCACAACCAAAAAUUUUUUACUUCAUCCAGCUUCACUCUGGGGAUCCAUUGGUCAGAACUCAUGAGACAAUAAACCAAGCUCUUCUAUUUAUUGAAUCUCUUCUGGUGACUUCUACAUCAGGAGAAUCAGAGAUCUCAGGACUCAUGGUUAAUGAUGUAGUGUGCACAGAGUCUGAUAGAAGUAGGACAAGGCCAAAUGCUCCUGUUGUGGAGGCUCAAGUUUGGGAUGCUCUUAAAUUGGAUUCUGAGGGCCCACCGCCAACUGCAUCAGUGCUGCCAGAUAUGUCAAAUGGAAUUGCAGAAAAAAGGGAUUACCCUGAUUUAAUGCCUUCCAAAGGGAAAUCUGGCUUUAGUACCAGUCAUUUAUCCAACAAAGUGAAACCCGGAAACUUCCCCCAGCCUUGUGCAGUUAACAUGGGAAAUUAG
This is a messenger RNA of Ilex paraguariensis (yerba mate), 1911 nucleotides long. The record is from the annotation of a GenBank genome assembly. NCBI's taxonomy places the organism in Eukaryota, Viridiplantae, Streptophyta, Magnoliopsida, Aquifoliales, Aquifoliaceae.